Messenger RNA from Lottia gigantea (owl limpet), 1077 nucleotides. RefSeq lists its product as hypothetical. The transcript is spliced from 6 exons. Lineage: Eukaryota; Metazoa; Mollusca; Gastropoda; Lottiidae. The record is from RefSeq and is a predicted model, not a curated record. The coding region runs from base 1 to 1077 and encodes 358 amino acids.
AUGGAGUUUGAAAACAAUUUGUUGAAGUCUAAAUCAUGGGACCCUGAUGAUAUCUCUAAGAAAGGAUUUGAAAUUAUUGGACAUUGUAAGGAUGGAUGUAGUGAACAUAACCUGGACACAAGAAACACAGAUCGUAAAGAAGACUUCAGAAACUGUACAUUACAGAAUACUUUUACAAUAACACUCGAACCAGUGAAAAAGGAAAAUGUUAAAUUUGUCAGAUAUCCUUAUGUUUGUGAUAGUAAAAUUCUGGAUAUUUCUGCAACCUUAUUAGGAAUGGAAACCACCAACCCUGUAUUUUAUUUUAAAGGACUUGAUCAUAUUCAUAAAACUAUAAAUUGUGAUUGUACUGUAUAUACAUGUUCAGGACAACUCAAAGUUGAAAUAUUUCAUCUCCAUGGUGACAAUAUUUGUGAAAAUGCUCAACUAUUUUCCGUUAAACAUCUGAUACGUUGUUCGCCAAAUGAUGUUCAAAAUUAUACUUCACCGGAGAAUAUUAAAACAAAGUUCCUGAACAUUAAAAUAAGAAAUAUGACAGUUACUGGUGAUGAAGUAGUGUUUUUUAAAGUUCACGGAAAAGAUUUAUUUGUAACGUGUACGGGCUGUAAAGCUAUUCAAGACGCCGUAUUCGAUAGGGCAGGACAUAAGCCGGACAGUAUUAGUAAAAACUUUAUCUUUUUACAAGAGUCUGCUUCUCCAUCAACAACAACUAAAAAGCCAACACCCCCAUCAGCUAACCAAUCAACUACUUCAACAGCAAUCCAAUCACCUACUUCAACAGCAAACCCACCCCCUACUUCAACAGAAAACCCACCUCAUACUUCAUCAGUAAACGAAUCGUCAACUUCAUCAUCAAAACAAACACCUACUUCAACAGAAUCAGCAACCACAAGUCUGGAAAUUUACGCCAUGUUUGGUGGAAUUCUAGCUGGUAUAAUAAUUAUCAAUAUAGUGGUAAUAGGAAUCUAUUGUUUCAUCAGUAAGCGAGAAAAGCCACCGGAAAGUGAUUAUGAUAAUGUCGGGUUUCGCCGACCUGACGAAACAGAGAUUCCAGAGUACCUAGAGUUAAAUUUUUAG